Molecule: messenger RNA, 870 nt
Organism: Caenorhabditis remanei
Lineage: Eukaryota; Metazoa; Nematoda; Chromadorea; Rhabditida; Rhabditidae
Exons: 6
Coding region: 1-870 (289 amino acids)
Cellular component (GO): endoplasmic reticulum
Molecular function (GO): calcium ion binding
Source: RefSeq, a predicted model, not a curated record
AUGCUACUCAAAAUUGGUUAUAGCUUUCUUCUAAUUCAAUUCAUUGUCAUAUCGAUUUCUGCGGAAAAAGAACGGGUUACGGACGGUUCAGUCUCCCCACAAGACCGUCAUAAGCCAGCAGCUCAACAGAAAUUAAAUUUGAAAUCCGGACAGGAAAGUGUGGAGAAAUUCGCAAAAGCAUUGGACACCAACAAGGACGGUUUCGUUGAUAAGAAUGAACUUCUGGCAUGGGUUUCCGAGUCAUAUCAGAAAACUGUUGAUAGGGAAGCAGUGGAGAGAAUGAGUGAAUUGGAUGAAAAUGCAGAUGGAUUCGUGUCUUGGGAGGAAUAUUUGAGAGACUCGUUCCCAGAGGAAGAGUUGCAUAAUAAGGAAGAAGAAACACUGAUUGCCCAAGAUAAAUUGUAUUUCAAACAAGCCGAUCAAAACGAGGAUGGAAAGCUGGAUAUGCAAGAGCUCGCAAGCUUUUUGAACCCAGAACAUCAUCCACAUAUGCAUCCGGUUCUCAUCGCAGUUACUCUCCUUGAGAAAGAUCAAAAUGGAGAUGGAGCAAUUGAUGAGAAAGAGUUUUUGGGAGAAUUGGAUGAUCAGAGAGGAAGUGAAUGGUAUAAUGUUGAAGUGGAAAGAUUCCACACUGUCUACGAUAAGAACAAGGACGGAAAACUGUCUGGUGAUGAGCUGACAGCGUGGCUUCUUGUCGACGGAACCACGGCCGGUUCCUACGAAGCUGAAAGUCUUCUCCAGAAUUCAGACGACGAUAAAGACGGAAAAUUAUCGUCUGAUGAAAUUGUGAAGCACCAUGCACUUUUCGCAAAAACCGAAGCUGCUCAAGAAGCUGACCAUCUUCAUCCAUAUUCCCAUGACGAGUUGUAA